This is a messenger RNA of Daldinia loculata, 883 nucleotides long. RefSeq names its product UBC-like protein. Lineage: Eukaryota; Fungi; Ascomycota; Sordariomycetes; Xylariales; Hypoxylaceae. The transcript has 4 exons. The record is from RefSeq and is a predicted model, not a curated record. Gene Ontology annotation, cellular component: nucleus. Bases 205 to 630 code for a protein of 141 amino acids. Gene Ontology annotation, biological process: protein K63-linked ubiquitination; DNA damage tolerance.
CAGAAACCCCACCAUCCCGCAUCAUUAAGAUUCCAUCUUUAUCAACAGCAUGAGGCUGCAUGCUCCUCUUCUCACAUACAUGUAGUCAACUACGUUUUCAACUUUUAAGCAGCAUAACCCUGGUCAAGGUAGCCUAUCAAGAUACCUAUCUAGCCCAUUCGACUACAUCUUUUUCUUCCUUGAAAUCCAGCGUCUACGUCAAAUAUGGCUAAAGUCCCCCGAAAUUUCCGCCUUCUGGAGGAGCUGGAAAAGGGAGAGAAGGGCUUAGGAGCUGAGGCUUGCUCCUAUGGCUUAGAUAAUCCCGAAGAUCUACUGAUGUCUGAUUGGAACGGUACCAUUCUUGGACCUCCCCACAGCGUGCAUGAGAAUCGAAUCUACUCCGUCAAGAUGCACUGCGGCGAUCAGUAUCCCGACAAGCCUCCCACGAUUCAGUUUGUCAGUCAAGUCAAUCUGCCCUGUGUCAACCAAAAGAAUGGAAUGGUAGACCCGAACCAGUUGCCUUGUUUAGCCCACUGGAAGAGAGAGAACACCAUGGAGACCAUCUUGAUCGAGCUCCGAAGAUAUAUGGCAUCCGGCCCGUGCAAGAAGCUCCCUCAGCCGCCCGAGGGAUCAGUAUACUCCGGCAAUUAGGAUAGUAUUAUGCACAAUCCCAACACAUGGUACACCGACAUUCAAUAUCAACUUGAUACACCUUGGCUUUUUACUCUUUAGCACAUUAUUUACGAGAGGGAGGGGCGGACGUCACGAAUUCCUAUUACCCCUAAGAACGCGAUAUGACUUUGUAGGUACUAUCGGUCCUGAUGCAGGAGACAUCGAUUCAGAGGAGCUUUGGGAAUUAGCCAGAUUCAUAGCAUGAAAUAAAAAGUUAAAUCACUAAAGAAAA